Phalacrocorax carbo (great cormorant) is the source of this 4004-nucleotide messenger RNA. Lineage: Eukaryota; Metazoa; Chordata; Aves; Suliformes; Phalacrocoracidae. The record is from RefSeq and is a predicted model, not a curated record.
GCACAAGACUUCUGGGCUCCCUGGUGGGCGGUAGCUGAGCUGAAAGCUUUAUCACAGACCUUAUAUCUCUGAAAGGGGUAAUCUCCAGAUGUCUGUUGAGUGUGAAGCCUGUGACAUGUAAGCUAAAGAAAUAGACGACGUUUCUUGGUUGCUGUUCUGGUGCUGGGAGGACCUGGUGCCAAGCUUUAGCUGUUGCAUCCAACACAGUGGAAUGUGGAUUUUGACUCUGCUGCAUUUUCCUAAGAAGUUUGCAUUCCAGGAAAGCAGUAUCACCAGAUCUGAGAAAGAGGUGACUGCACAUUGACGAAGAAGACAGCUGACUCCUUGCAUCAAAUGCUCCUGGCCAGCCCUUCCACUGAGAAUUCACCUCAGCCUUAAGGAAACGCAUUUUGGCUCUGCCUAUACUAUUAAGCCUAAACCUCCACAGACUGGAAAUUUUGCUGUUUCAUUGUCAUCAGCAAAUAACUGUGGUAUCUCUUUGCUUUACCAAACUGGAAAAUGGAAAUGAAGAGCAAUACAACAAAGUUGUUCCUGUGGCUGUUGAUGUUCUUCUCUGAUACUGUGCCAUUCAGCUAUGAGAACCCAGUGAGAGAACGAGCUAUUGAGCUGAUGCAAAAAACACGUUUAAUUGAUGGCCACAACGACUUUGUACUGAGGCUGAGAAUGUUGUACCAAAAUAGACUCAGUGGAGUCAACUUAAGAGAACUCAACAGGACUCACACAAACCUUGCAAAACUUCAGGCUGGUUAUGUGGGAGCUCAGUUUUGGUCAGUGUAUGUUCUUUGCAGCGCUCAAAACAAAGAUGCUGUGCGUCUGACCUUAGAGCAAAUUGAUAUUGUCAAGAGGAUGUGUAACAGCUAUGAAGAGCUUGAAUUUGUGACAACUUCCCAAGGUAUCUCUGACAGUAGAAGGAUCGCAUGUUUGAUUGGAAUAGAAGGCGGUCACUCCAUUGACAGUAGUCUGGCAGCACUGAGGAUGUAUUAUGAACUGGGUGUUCGUUACAUGACGUUAACACAUUCCUGCAAUACACCCUGGUCUGAAUCAUCAUCUAAAGGAAGGCACAAUUUUUAUCCUAAUGUUACUGGACUGACUAAAUUCGGCAAAGAAGUGGUAAAGGAGAUGAAUCGGCUGGGCAUGAUGAUAGAUUUAUCUCAUACUUCAGAUUCCACAGCAAGAGAUGCACUGAAUACGUCAAAAGCACCAGUAAUUUUCAGCCAUUCCUCAGCAUUUUCUAUCUGUAAUCACUCAAGAAAUGUUCCUGAUGAUAUCCUCUGGCAACUGAAAAAGAACAAGGGAAUUAUCAUGGUGACUUUCAGUGCAGAUAUACUGGCUUGUGGCAGAGAAGUUGUUAAUGUUUCUACUCUUGCAGAUCAUUUUGACUACAUAAAGAAAACUGCAGGUUCAGAAUUGAUAGGAAUUGGUGGUGACUACGAUGGAGUGGAACGUUUCCCUGAGGGAUUGGAAGAUGUUUCUAAAUACCCUUCUUUGAUUGAGGAACUUCUAAGAAGAGGAUGGAGUGAAACUGAACUGAAAGGGGUCUUAAGGGAGAACUUCCUCCGUGUCUUCAGGGAAGUGGAAAAUGUGCGGAACAUUAAUGGACCAACAGGUGUAGGUGAAAGUGAAAUUCCGCAAGAAGAAGUACAAAAUUCCUGUCGCCUAGACCUACGUAAUCCUCAGCUGCAGACAGCCAGCUCCUUUGGAUUUCCUUCUGUGGCACGACCUUUUAGUCCAACACUUGUAAUUCUAUCAUAUUUAGUACUGUAUUAUGAAUCAUAAGACCUAUGGAGUAAUCUGCACUGCAGCUACACUUUUUGAGGGGGGGGGGUGUUAAAGCUAUGCAAAAUAUUUUUAAUAACUUCUAUAAAUUCACCUGCAUACUUGAAAGUUAAUGUAGGUUUCAAAUGUUGUAGCAAAAGCAUUUAGAAUUUGAAGAGAUAAAUUCUCUGUCAUUUGGCUAAAUCAGGAUCAACAUUGUUAAUGGAAAGUAUUCACAUCUAAUGAAUAAAUUAUCUAAUACAUGAGAUAUGGUUUUGGUACCCAUAUUGUGGCAAUUGGUAUAAAUCCUGGAGUCCAGAAUCAGCAGUUCCAUACAGGAACUAGAGAAUAUGAUUAAGACAGCUGUACUGAGAUGUUUUCAGAUAUUGCUUCUUGUUAAAUCAUACAACUUUCAUCAUCAGUCAGUGGCUUAGUCAGAGAAGAUGACCCCCCUCGUAUAUGCAGAAGAGUGGAUUUUUUCUUUUGCUUUUUUUUUUAAGAUGGCAAGAGGGAUGACAUGGCUAUUUCAGUUUGGAUUUCAUGCCUACCACUAGCUUUAGGCAUCCUCCUGCAGUACUAAACGCUUAUUUUUGAACCCUGACCAGGACAGUGGGCAACUGGAGAGUUACUGAAUGGUGGGGGUAGGUGUCUGGCAUUCAGGUAUGGACCAGGCAACGUUGUAGAUACUUUUCUGUAAUUUGGGGACUGCUGUUUGCUGCGUGUUCAUGAAGCUGGGAGAAACAAUAAGCCAGGACAAAGCAGGAAUUCUGGCUGCUCAGAGGGUGAGAUCUUGUUCUGAUAUUUUUAUUGCAGUUUGGAACAGUAUAAAAUGAGUAUUUAAAUUAAAAAAAUUGUUGGAACAUUCCACAGCUUUGUGGAAAUAUUUUUCAUGCUUAAACAAUGAUCCUUAUCAAUAACAAGUUUUGUUAUGUUAUUUUUAUUCUAGCUGGCUAAAAUCAGACCAUUGUCAAAGGAUUUAUAGGCACAAGACUAUAAAGGAAUCUUUUGAUUAUAAAUCUUCUACUCUUUCAGCCUUUGGAACAUGUUUUCAAAUACCAAGAUAUGUGAGGUUAGAAGCUACUGCUACACAGAAGAGCAUAUAUCGCGAUAGGCCUGUUCUUGGUAGGCUAAUGUGGCUCAAACCUGGAAUUUUUAUCAAAUAUCCUGAGAUUCAUAAGAAAUUGUAAGAUGACAGCACUACAUCUUUGUAGGGUCAUUUCCCAGUGCUUGCUGCUAAAUGCCUUCCCAUGAUACUUGCUGUUAAGUGUGGUUUUUAUCUCAUGAUAUGUGCUUUUAUUUACUGAUAUGGCAUUUACAGAAUUUAGCCUUAGUAUAGAAUAAAAUAAGAGUCCUGUAAUUGAUCUGAGACCAGCAUUGGUAAACACACAAAGUAUUUAACAACUGAAAGACAAGGGUAGGCAUGAACAGCAUAGAAACAGCAAGUCAGUUGUUUUCUAGAGUCACCUGAGACUGUUCCUGCCAUCCAUUUCCGCAUCCCAUGUACAGGUAGGGUUUCUGGAAGAAGACUGUUCUUUUAGUGCUUCAAAAUGAAGCUUCAUUAAUUCUCCUGAUAAGGUCAUCUCUUUGAUAAGUAUAUUCUGAAUGUACUACUGCCACUUACUGAAUUCUUUACAAAUCAUGUUGAAUAAUCUAGUUGCAUACAAGCCAAGUUUUUAAGAACAGUUUCUCAAUAAAUACUGAUCCUGGUUAUGCAUCUACAAUGGGUAGUUUCUGCACUGACUCAGAAGUUUUGCCUUCCCGAUACUGCUUGACUAGCAUUAGAACUUUUUUUAAUAAUAAAAUGACUAAUUAAAUAGGCAAAUAUUUACUUCCCAUCAGUACUUCUACUAAUAGCUUCACAAACGAUUGGAAAACUGCCAUCCAUGGCCUCUUUUCACAGAAUUAGUAAUGUGAUAGUAACUUCAUUUCAUAUUUGAAAUGUCAGAUGGUUCCUUAUUCCUUCCAGCCUUUUUCUUUCUACUGUGUUGUCCGUUUUCUGCCUGUUAAUUUCUACAUUUUUUUCCAUACUACAGCAUGGAUUAAAAAUAUAUCUCUUUUCUUUAAGACAUGGACAAUACUUUUAUAUUACUGUUUCCACCAUAGAUAUUUGUAGUUUAUAUCCUUGUUUCAUCUAUAGUGUAUUGCACUUACUUGUUUGACUGCUUUGUGUGAUGAAUUUGUAAUUUGUAAUUUGUAACCUUGUGGCAAAACAUAUACAUGAAAUUUAAAUAAAAUAUUGUUUAAAAUUA